CCCUGUCGUUCAAUGGCAGUGGUGUCGUCAUCACGCGAGCGAGCUCUGCACGUGACGAAAAGUGCUGGCGUCUAUGGUGGCCAUGAGCUUUGAGGGCGCUGACAUUCCAACCUUUUAUGUAAGGGGAAUAUACACUAAACAAAAGCAUUAGCAUGUGGAAAGGUUUCCCUUUCAGGCAUCCGAACAAGGAAGUGACUCUCAUUCAUUCUGCUGGGCAAGCUCUGGGCGAGAGUGAGGGGUUGGAUCAGCGAGGUCAAAAUGAAGGGCUUGUUCUAUCAAGUAAAAGCAUCAGAGGAAGAAGGAGUAUUUGUGUAUCAAGACAGGGAACUUGCUCCACCUCCAAGUGAAUAUCACGUGAAACUCCAAGUGAAAGCUUGUGCCCUGAGCCAUAUUAACACAAAGCUCAUGUCUGAACUAAAUAUUGGAAAAGAAUUUGUCCCUGUGGGAAGAGAAGUGGCAGGAGUGAUACUGGAAAUUGGACCAAAAGUUUCCUUCUUUCGGCCUGACGAUGAAGCAGUGGGAAUAUUGCCACUUAACUACCAAGAGUCUGGGCUCUCUGAAGUACUUUGGGUUCAUGAGAACCAUUUAGUUCCCAAACCAGAGAAGGUCAGUUGGGUGGAGGCAGCCGGCACAAUUCGUGAUGGGUUACGUGCCUAUACGGCCCUGCAUUCACUUGCGAGCCUGGGUCCAGGGAAAUCUGUACUGGUGAUGGAUGGAGCAAGUCCCCUUGGAGCCCUUGCUAUUCAGUUGUCGCUCCACAGAGGAGCCACGGUGAUAACGACAGCAGACAGUGAAGAGAGUAAACUCUACUUAGAAAAAUUGCGUCCGGCUGUAGCCCGUGUUAUAGAUAUGACUAAAGGGAAAGUAGACCUGGCCGAGAGCUGUUUGGAGGAAACAGGUGGCCUUGGAGUUGACAUUGUUCUCGAUGCUGGAGUGAGAUUGUAUAAUGAAGAAAAUGUGAACGCUAAACCGAAACAGCUUCCUCACAAACAUGACAUCAUAACUCUUCUCUCUGUUGGAAGCCACUGGGUCACUAGUGAACAGAAUCUCCAGUUGGACCCCCCCGACAGUCACCUACUCUUCUUUAAGGGAACCUCUCUUUCUUUUCUAAAUGAUGAAGUCUGGAAUCUCUCCAAUGCACAUCAAGGGAGGUAUCUUCAUAUCUUGAAAGAUGUCAUGGAGAAACUGUCCAUUGGAAUAUUCAGGCCUCAGUUGGAUGACCCUGUGCCGUUGUAUGAAGCUAAAGUUGUCAUGGAAAUGGUUCAGAAGAAUGAAGUGAGGAAGAGGCAGAUUGUUCAGUUCUGAGAGUUGGCAAGGACAAUUAUGGGGUUUCUUAUAAAAGGUCGAGUUGUGUUUUCCCGAAAAAUUUUUGUUUUUUGAGGGUAGUUUCCCCAAAAAAAAUUGAAUUUUUGGGGAUAAAAAACAACUUAUCUCAAAUAUAUUAUGCCCCUAAGCUGCUAAAAGCCCAAAUCAGAGAUCAAGGUCAUGUAGAAGUCAGUAGCAGAGGUCUCUUACUAUUUGAAGAUGUUUUUUGCCUUCAUGAUUUUCAGUUUUUUUUAUGGUGGUUUGCACUCAAAAACUCAAUAAAUUCUAGUUUUUUUUUUAUAGCUUAUAAACUCGUUAAAUUCAA
Xenopus laevis (African clawed frog) is the source of this 1630-nucleotide messenger RNA. It is a transcript of the gene cryzl1.L, whose product is annotated as crystallin zeta like 1 L homeolog. Gene Ontology annotation, molecular function: oxidoreductase activity. NCBI's taxonomy places the organism in Eukaryota, Metazoa, Chordata, Amphibia, Anura, Pipidae. The transcript has 14 exons. The record is from RefSeq and is a predicted model, not a curated record. The coding region runs from base 259 to 1305 and encodes 348 amino acids.